Molecule: messenger RNA, 156 nt
Organism: Cylicostephanus goldi
Lineage: Eukaryota; Metazoa; Nematoda; Chromadorea; Rhabditida; Strongylidae
Source: the annotation of a GenBank genome assembly
AUGGGUGAUGAUGGCUACCGUCCUCGACCUCCACCAGAUGAGGAACUGCGAACUGCUAUUGAACGAUUGGCAGUAUUUGUUGCGAAAAAUGGCCCCGACUUUGAGAAAAUGACUAUGGAAAAGCAGGAAGGGAAUCCAAAAUUCGCUUUUCUGUAC